AUGUCCCCAGGGCUGGGGUCUGGGGUCCGUGUGGUUGGGGAUGUGCUGAGGAGACCCAGUGUCCCUUCCAGUGUCCCCUCCGGUGUCCCCUCCCUUGUCCCCUUCCCGCACAGGGCUCUGCAGGACCGGCACCUGAGCCCUGGUGACAGCACGGCCUCCGGUGUCCCCUCCGGUGUCCCCAGCAGCUCCAGCGUGGCCGCGGUGCUGGCCUGGUGGCAGUCCCAGUGUGACGCCGAGGAGAUCCUGCUCGCCCUGGGCUUCGUGGGCCGCGAGCCGGGGGCGGCGGCGCGGGUCCCCCCCCGCUUCUUCUCGGGCCCGUCCCGCGCCAGCGGCAUCGACCUCGGGCUCUUCCUGCGGGCCCAGGCGCGGCGCCUGCAGCUGGAGGAUCCGGGCCUGCGGCUGGCCAGUCGCUUCCAGCAGGUCCAGGCCCUGGCCGCCACGGCCGACGCGUUCCUCUGCCUCUACUCGCACGUGUCGCGGACCGCCCUGCAGCGCAUCGCCCCCGCCCCGCCCUGUCGCGACAGCCCCGACAGCGCCGGGCGGCGCCUGAAGCGCGCGGUGUCCUCGCUGUGCCUCUACCCGGGGAGGGGACACGGCGGUGACACCCCCCGGGGGGAGACCCCCGGCCCGGGCGGGACCCCCGAGCGCUGCCGGGGACACGGCGACACGGACACGGUGUCCCCGAGGCCACCCCGAGCGGGGACAGCUUGGGGACACCCAGGCCGGGGGGUCUGGGGGCGCGGGGGGGACACUGGGGACCCUCGGGGCGGUGUCACCGCGUCCUGCAGGGUGGCGGGCACCGCCCAGAGACCCCCGGGGCUGCGACCCCCGGGCCAGCCCGGCCUCGGC
Melospiza melodia melodia is the source of this 849-nucleotide messenger RNA. RefSeq names its product protein TESPA1-like. Gene Ontology annotation, molecular function: signaling receptor binding. The annotation marks the transcript as partial. NCBI's taxonomy places the organism in Eukaryota, Metazoa, Chordata, Aves, Passeriformes, Passerellidae. The record is from RefSeq and is a predicted model, not a curated record. The transcript is spliced from 4 exons.